GAUCAUGCUAUAUAAAUUUAUUUGUGAUGAUAAUAAAAACAUUUUUUUGGCAGAUAAAUAAGAUUGUUCAUAUAUAAAGUAUAAAUUGUGAUGAUAAUUCAGUCAACCAAGUUGGAAGUUAAAAAGGGCAGCUAUGCCAUUCCAUCGUUAAUUGAAACGGUUGGAAUCGUCAAUUAACCAUCGCAAAUCGGUGAAAUUCCCCUAAAAUAACGCAGUUGGUACUUGUUGUUUGCAUUAAUUUGACCUUUAAUCAAGUUGAUCUAAUAGGAGGUGACAUUCCGAACAUUCAAGACAACAAUGUCUAAUCUUCGCAUAAAAGUUAAUGAAAAGAGCACAGGUUCUCCAAGAACGGAGGUGGGAGAGAUUGACACAAGGGCUCCAUUUCAAUCAGUGAAAGCUGCUGUUAAUUUGUUUGGCGUAGUAGCUUCCCUUAAAGGAAAACCUGUCAUCAAGAGAAGACCUUCCUCAGAGAAUGUACUCCACAAGGAGACAGAGCUUCUCUUGGCUCAGAGAGAACUUAACAAGAUUAAGCAAAAUCUGGAGAGUGCCGAAACUACGAAAUCUCGAGCACUUUCAGAGCUCGAAAGGGCUCAGAGGACACUUCAUGAGUUGACCACCAAGCUCAACGCAGUGAAGGAUUCCAAGCAAUCAGAAAUUGCAGCUGCAGAAGUUGUCAAGGAACGAGCCAAGAAGCUUGAAAUUGAAAAAUCGAAGAAAGUGAUUGGAACCGAAGCUUGGAAAAGGGAACUAGACCAAAUCAGAAAGGAAUACGCUUCUACUGUUAUUGAACUUGAUGCUGCUAAGCAAGAGCUGAACAUGAUCCGCCAGGAUUUUGAUGUGGCUUUGGAAGCGAAACAAGCUGCAUUUCAACAGGCAGGAGAAGCUCAGCGUUCGGCCAAGGCAAAUUCGGAGAAGGCUAUAGAGAUUUCAAGGCAAAUCGCUGAGAUGCGGGCAUCAACUGAACAGAUCAGGCUUGCUUUUAUACAAAUUCAACAAGAGCAAUCAAAGCUUAUCCAAGAAAGAGAGGCUAGUUUACAGUCUUAUAUAACAGCUAAAGAAGUAGCAGAGAAGAAAUUGGAGUCAUUGAAGAAAGAAGCUGAUGUUGUACAGAAUCAACAGACCAGAGAUCUUGAGGCAAAGCUUGAAGAAACAAAUGCAGAGAUUGAAUUCUUGCAAGAGGAGAUGAGAAAAGCUCAUGCCGUCGAAAUGGAUAAUGUUAGAGUUGUAACUAUGGAGCUCAAUGAAGCAACAUCAACUCUGCAAAAAGUUUCUGAAGAAGAGAGCUCUCUUAAAAGCUUAGUGAGCUCGAUGAGGCUGGAGUUGGAGAAUGUGAAAAAGGAAAUGGAGAUAGAAUCUCUUGUUGCUAAUCAUAAUGCUGAAAUACUGAACAUAAAACAAAAGGAACCAGAAAUCUCUGAUGAACUCAGCUUUAAACUCAAGAAUCUAAUAGAAGAAACUAAUAGCGCAAGACAAGAAGAAGAAGAAAUGAAGAACAAAACCAUUAGGAUGAAGCAAGAGGCAGAAGCGUUUCAAGGAGUAACAGAGGACGCAGAGACAAAGCUAGAGCUUACUUUGGUUGAAGCUGAGAAAGUGAAAGCAGCAGAGCAAAAGGCCCUUGGUGAGGUUAAGGUUGUUAAUGCAGAAAACAAUGUUAAGAUAAAACUAUCGGUAGAGAAGUUUCAGUCUUUGACUCAAAAAGUUCAGGAGUCCCAAAACAUGGCCGAUGCAAAAGAGGCAGAGAACGAGGCUCUGCUGGGAGAAAUCAAGCUGAGAAAAAUGGAAAACGAAAGAAAGGCAGACGCUAACUUGAAAGCAAUUGAGGAAAUCAAGAUUGCAACCGAUAUGGCUUUGAGAAAAGCGGAGAUGGCAGAUUCGGCCAAAAGUGUGGUUGAAGGUGAACUUUACAAGUGGCGUCAACAACAAGAACAAAGGAAAGACAGCUAAGAAGCUCAUACAACAGAGGCUUUGUUGUCGUUUGCUCUCGGCUGAUAAAGAUUUCAAAGAUGGGGUGAGAUUGAUCAUUGCAUGGACUGAAUAGCAAACACACCAUGUAAAAGUGUAUCAAGAAAACCAGACAACCCUUUUGG
This is a messenger RNA of Humulus lupulus (European hop), 2087 nucleotides long. Its product is annotated as WEB family protein At1g12150-like. The transcript is spliced from 4 exons. The coding region runs from base 298 to 1944 and encodes 548 amino acids. The record is from RefSeq and is a predicted model, not a curated record. Lineage: Eukaryota; Viridiplantae; Streptophyta; Magnoliopsida; Rosales; Cannabaceae.